Messenger RNA from Cherax quadricarinatus, 603 nucleotides. Lineage: Eukaryota; Metazoa; Arthropoda; Malacostraca; Decapoda; Parastacidae. The record is from RefSeq and is a predicted model, not a curated record.
GAAUUCCCAAGUGCCUGAUAAGAAGUCAAUCAUGAGUAUGUUAUGUGCUUGUUCCAAGCUCUUCCUCAUGGAUCUUUCACCAUGGAUAGUCUUGAUGUUUCUCUACAGUCAGAUUCUUCCUUCUCUAUUGAAGGCAGCGUUGAGGAUACGUCUUGCAUUUCUGCUAAGGCCCGCCCACUUUCUACAGCCAGUAUUGGUUUGAGUGAAUACCAGCGUACUCUAGAGGAAGUGUUGACAUGGUUGUUGGGGGCAGAGGAUCGAUUGGCUGCCAUGCCCCCAAUUGCUGAAACAACUGAAGCAGUGAAAGAACAAUUUCAUGAUUUAGAGGAAUUAAUGUUGGAGCUGACGUCGAAGCAGGGCGGCAUUGGUGAUGUACUUGGUGAAGGUUCACGGCUGAUGAGAGAAGGGGUGAUGGAGGAAGAGGAAGAAGAGGAAGUGAGAGUGCAGAUGAAGCUCCUCAACACACGCUGGGAAGAGCUACGAGUCAAAGCUAUGGACCGGCAGUCAAGGUAUGUAUUACAACCCAGCACAAUAAGGCCUGUUAUCCUGGGUGUAAAGGGGCACAAGGAGCAGAAGAAACACAGCUGAAUGACUUCGAAAUAU